Molecule: messenger RNA, 1459 nt
Organism: Drosophila biarmipes
Lineage: Eukaryota; Metazoa; Arthropoda; Insecta; Diptera; Drosophilidae
Gene: Mos
Product: proto-oncogene serine/threonine-protein kinase mos
Exons: 2
Coding region: 91-1242 (383 amino acids)
Biological process (GO): signal transduction; protein phosphorylation; positive regulation of MAPK cascade
Cellular component (GO): cytoplasm
Molecular function (GO): protein kinase activity; ATP binding
Source: RefSeq, a predicted model, not a curated record
GUUAGGAGGUCGGAAAAAAGAAGGCCAUGUGCAGUGUUUAUAUUUCAAUCAAGUUUCCAAUCGAAAGGGCCGCUUUUAGAAGACAGACAAAUGGGAGAGCUUUUGCUGAAUACGCCGAAGAGGAGGCAACUGCUCAAGGAGGGCAACCCCGUUUCCACCAGGUGCCAGAUACUAGGACGCGGAGCCUACGGCACGGUGUUUAAGGCUAUCUACCGGGAUCGGUGCGUUGCUGUGAAAAUUAUUCGAGCCCAGGCUUCUUCCACAUUGCACAAUGAGGCGCACUUGAUGAACUUGCAGCACAGGAACAUUGUGCGGCUGCUGAAACUAGAAUCCGCCGUGGAGUUCGGCCUGGUCAUAAUGGAAUGUCCCAGGGGACAAUGCCUGCAGAGGAUCGUAGACACUCUGGCGCUGCCACUGAUGCACAGGGUUUUGUACGAUCAGUUUUCCCCUUGCCCCUUGACCCCUGGAGUCAACCAUGCUAUUUUCAGGAUAACCCUGGACGUGGUCGCUGCUCUGAGGUACUGUCAUUCCCAGAACGUAUUACAUCUGGAUGUCAAGCCAACCAAUAUUUUGGUUGCCCUGGGAAUCAAGUCUGCGGGGGUUGGCCAUUUAUCCAAGGUCAGACGCAGUUACAUCUGCAAGCUCUGCGACUUCGGCUCAUCCAUUGAGAUGGGCGAGUCUUGUGCCAGACCAGAGCAAACUGGUGCCAACGGAACCCUGAGGUAUAUGUCUCCAGAAGUGCUGCGAUCAGAAACCCUAUCCGAGGCCUCCGAUAUCUACUCUCUGGGCAUCACAAUGUGGCAACUGCAAGCCCGCAGAUUGCCCUAUCACACGCUUGACUGCAACGAAACCAUAGCCUACCAGGUGGUGAAGCACGAACUUCGGCCGGAUAAGUACCAUCAAUUAAUGUUUCUGGCUCUGGACAGCCCCAGCCACUGCGAUUGGAACAUCGUCAAUGAAAAUGACGCCGACGUGAUGUACAGAAGGGCAAGUGCCCCGGCCCGCCGUAAUCUGAGUCUCGAUCCAUCUUACAUCGCCGGCCGAGAUCUGAAGAAGAAAUGCCGCCGGAACCGAUUAGCGCUCCACUUCGACAGCCAAGGCCCGGCGCCAGAGGCGAGUGCGUGCCUGGAAAGCGCCUACUCCACGUUGUACAGAAGCUGCUGGGUCAGCGCCCCGGAAUCACGUUUGGGUUCUCUCCAGCUGAAGCAAGAACUAGAACUCAUUCUAAGCCGCACCACCUAAGAAGUCCAAGUGACCGUGUUUGUUUGCAUUUUACGUUAUUGAUUAGUAGUACAAGCCCGUACAUAUUUAUGUAAGAUUUUACCAGCACGCCGCGAUAACCGUUUUUAAGAGGCGAGGCCACUGGUUGGGUCAAUAGUUUAUUUUUCUGUAACUUCUUUUUGUUUAUUUUGUACUCGCUACGCUAAGAAAAUACAUUUAUAAUGUUUAUACGAGCUUA